AUGUGGAAAGCAGCGACAGACGUGACGGCUCCAGCGCCGGCGGAGGCUGACGACUGGGAGACGGACCCUGACUUUGUUAACGAUGUGACUGAACAGGAGCAGAGAUGGGGUCCUGGUGGAAGACAUGUUGAGGCUAUUGAUAUGGCUAAAUUAAGAGAGGAAGUGUUCGAAGCAGACAAACAAGCAAAACAAAAGCAAUAUGAAGAAGGGCCAAAGUCGUCUUUUGGUUAUGGUGGUAAGUUUGGCGUACAGGCGGAUAGAAUGGAUAAGUCUGCCGUCGGACACGACUACGUCGGCAAAACUGAGAAGCACGUCUCGCAGAAAGAUUAUGCACAAGGUUUUGGGGGUAAAUUCGGUGUGCAGAAGGACAGGAUGGAUGCAAGUGCGGUGGGACACGAUUAUGUGGGCACUGUAGAGAAACACGCUUCCCAGUCUGACUAUGCGAAGGGUUUCGGUGGUAAAUAUGGUGUACAGACGGACAGAGUUGAUAAGAGCGCAGCCGGCUGGGAACAUAAGGAGCAAGUUGAGAAACAUCCAUCACAAAAAGACUAUUCAGUGGGUUUCGGAGGUAAAUUCGGUGUUCAGACAGACAGACAGGACGCGUCGGCCGCCGGCUGGGACCACCAUGAGACUGCACAAACACAUAAUUCGCAGAAAGAUUACGCGAUCGGCUUCGGCGGCAAGUUCGGCGUGCAGCGGGACCGGCAGGACGCGGCGGCGCUGGGCUGGGAGCACCGCGAGCGCGCGGCGCCGCACGCCAGCCAGCUGGACCACAAGAAGGGCUUCGGAGGUAAAUUCGGAAUAGAGACGGAUAGAGUGGACAAGUGCGCGCAUAGGUUCGACGAGGUUGAGAAAGUUGGCACCAACUACACCAAGCAGAGGCCAGACAUUGGCGGCGCCAAGCCCAGCUCCAUCAGAGCCAAGUUCGAGAACAUGGCCAAGGAGAAGGAACAGGAAGCAUUGCAAUCUGUACAAAGGAUACGGCAAGAGAGACAACAACUGGACAAAAGUUUAUCAGAGAAGGAAAAAGAACGUGUAGUGAAAGAUAAAGAUCAACCUGAACAACCGAAAGAAGAACCAGAAAGCACAAACACAAGCACGAACACAACGAACACAAAAGACACAAACGUGUCAGCUAAGGCAGAAGAGAAGGUAGAUAUCGUGCCGUCCACAGAGACCCAGCCUCCUCAAGAUGCGAAGGUCAAUCUACCUGAUGUCACUCUCGUGGGAGAACCAGAUGUUAAAGAAGAGAAAGAAGAAAUGAGCCGGCAGCCCACGAUCGUGGUGUCGCCGGUGGGCUGGGGCGGCGACGCGGCGGAGGGCGCGGAGGACGCGGAGGACGAGGACGGCUACACGGCGCGCGCGCUCUACGACUACCAGGCCAACGCGCCCGACGAGAUCUCCUUCGACCCCGACGACGUCAUCACCAACAUUGUCAUGAUCGACGAGGGCUGGUGGCAGGGACUGUGUAAGGGUGCAUACGGACUGUUCCCGGCAAACUAUGUACAACUUCAAGACAAA
Brenthis ino (lesser marbled fritillary) is the source of this 1521-nucleotide messenger RNA. Lineage: Eukaryota; Metazoa; Arthropoda; Insecta; Lepidoptera; Nymphalidae. The record is from the annotation of a GenBank genome assembly.